AUGAAACUCACUAAACUUUUUGGACUAAGCAUUGCAUCGCUGGCAAUGAAUGCAGAGUUCGCUCAAGCAAAAUGGCCCGAUCAAUCUUUGUAUCGAGUUGCUGAUUUUGUGACAAAUACGCCAAAGACAGCCAGUUGGAAUGCGACCACUGAAUGCCAAGAUGAGACUCUAUCGAUGUUUAAUUCUGCCCUCUCUUUCAAAGUCAACAUGGAUUUGUUAGAGCACUAUGUACUGGAGUUCUUUUCUGUCUUUCGCACCUUGCUCAAGGGCAAGAAUGAAUUUUGUGCACUAGACUUGAUGGAUAUCGCCACUGAACAAUUACAUUGGAUCCCGCCUGCUGGACUCGAUCUAUCAAAAAUUUCUAUGACAACCCAAUUUUCGAAGAUGAAAACCAUAUAUUACAGUGCUCCAGUAUUGCGUCACAGUCACAGAUGGUUUGCGCAUGUUGUUGAGUUUUCAUCUCAAAAUUCUCAUUGGAAAACAGCAUGGGCUGAGGCUAAACAAAAAUGGAUCCUCUUGCAAUCCUCAAAUCCAACUGUUCGUGGCCUAGCUCAGGAAAUGGGAAGGCUGCUUCAGGACUCUGACACUUUGAAAGUCAUGGCUAAUUUGAAGAAUGACUGGACCAGGGCUCCCCCAACUUGCCAGAAACCGCAAGAGGUUCACAUUACAAAAAAACCGGCUCCGGUUUUUGCUGCCGCUGCCGCUGCUGCUCCUCUCAACUAUACACCCUCUCGUGCUAUCGAAAUUAUUGGACCCACGCCCGGUAAUCUCCCUCAAAGACAAGUGCAAAAUGUCACUGCCGUCAAUGUGACGCAGGCCAAUAAUUCGAAUCAGAAUGCCACCGUUAUCGCCAAGGGAGACGAGUCCGUCGGCUCAACGUCCAGUCGCUUUUCAUCUUGGUCAGUUUUUGGGGCCGUGAUUGUUGUUCUGAGUGGGACAGUUCUAUUCUAA
Molecule: messenger RNA, 951 nt
Organism: Lachancea dasiensis
Lineage: Eukaryota; Fungi; Ascomycota; Saccharomycetes; Saccharomycetales; Saccharomycetaceae
Source: the annotation of a GenBank genome assembly